UCCACCUUGCAUUGUAACAAUGGCAAUCAUUAAUGGUGAUUCUUUCCCUUACUUAAUCUUCUUCUUUCUGUGGCUCAUCUCAGGCUUUCUACUAAAAUACCACUUCAAGAAACCCAUUAAGCCGAUUCUCCACCUUCCUCCAAGCCCACCAUCCCUUCCAUUUAUUGGUCACCUCCACCACCUUGGUAGAGUGGGAUUCAAAUGCUUCCAUAAUCUUGCAACUAAACACGGCCCUCUCCUCUCUCUCCACCUUGGUUCUCUUCCUCUCCUUGUGGUCUCAUCAGCUUCAUAUGCUGCUGAGAUCUUCAAAACCAAUGACCUCACCUUCUCAAAUAAACCCAAAACUCCUUUCGAUGAAGGGUUAUUAUUUCAGAACUUUGGCUUCAUUAGUGCUCCAUAUGGAGACUACUGGAGAUUCAUGAAAAAACUCUGUGUGACAGAAUUAUUAGGAACCGGAAUGAUUGAAAGAUCCCGUAGCGUUCGAGGGGAAGAACUCCAGGGUUUCUUGCAGAAAAUGGUGGAGAAAGCUUGUAAAAAUGAGAAUGUUGAUCUGGAGAAUGAGUUAAUGAAGCUAAUGAAUAACAUUAUAUGCAGAAUGGUAAUGAGCACAAGGUGUUCAGAGGAAGAAGACGAGGCUCAGAGGUGUAAGGAGCUGGUGGAAGGGUCGAUGGAACUCGCUGGAAAAAUGGCUGUAGCUUACUUUCUGGGUCCUUUGAAGAAAGUAGGUUGUUGGGUGUUUAGAAAACAGCUAAAAGAGAUACCUAGACAGAUUGAUGAGUUGCUGGAGAAGAUUUUGAAGGAGCAUGAAGAAAGAGCUAAGAGAGAUGGUGGUGAGGGAGAAGGUAAAGAUUUGAUGGAUAUUCUGCUGAAAGUAUAUCAAGAUAAAGAUGCUGAGUUUCAGAUAAGCAGGAACCAUAUGAAGGCCUUCUUUGUGGAUCUCUUCAUUGCAGGAACACAUACUUCAGCAGAUAGCACGCACUGGGUCAUGGCACUGCUCAUCAAUCAUCCAAAUGUAUUCAAUAAACUGAGAGGGGAGAUAGAGUCAGUAGUUGGAAAAAAUAGACUAGUGGAAGAGUCUGAUAUUCCAAAUCUUCAUUAUUUGCAAGCAAUAGUGAAGGAAACUUUGAGACUAUACCCAUUAGGACCUUUCAUACCUAGAGUUAGUUGUGAAGAUUGUAAAAUUGGAGGAUUUGAUAUACCCAAAGAAACUUUAGUUCUGAUCAAUUUAUAUUCAAUAAUGAGGGAUCCAGAGAUAUGGGAUAAUCCUGAUGAGUUCAAACCAGAGAGGUUCUUGGUUUCCCAUAAAGAAACUAAUAGGCAAAAUCACUUAUUGGGUUAUGUUCCCUUUGGUGGGGGAAGGAGGAUGUGCCCUGGUUCACACUUAGCUUUAACCAUAAUUCACAUUACUGUUGCGUCUAUGGUUCAGUGCUUUGAUUGGAAGGUUCCGGGUGAAGAUGGAGAUGGAGAUGGAGGAAAGGUUAACAUGGAAGCUAAAUCAGGCGUGAUUAUGUCCAUGGCUCAUCCAAUUGUGUGUCUUCCUGUGGUUCGCUAUAACCCAUUUGCUGCUUAAAUCAGGCAUGAUAAAUGUAUUGAAUCAUAAAUAACUUAGUUUUUUUUUUUUUAAGCAGUAAAUUUUAUUAAAUUAUAAUAAAUGUCAGAAAAAGGCUCUCCCGUACGCCCAGCCAUCAUGUCUUUGUAAUUCUCAGUAAGGAUAAUGCAUUUCUAUUAAUGUUGGAGUA
Hevea brasiliensis (rubber tree) is the source of this 1739-nucleotide messenger RNA. RefSeq names its product cytochrome P450 705A22. Gene Ontology annotation, cellular component: membrane. NCBI's taxonomy places the organism in Eukaryota, Viridiplantae, Streptophyta, Magnoliopsida, Malpighiales, Euphorbiaceae. The transcript is spliced from 2 exons. Gene Ontology annotation, molecular function: heme binding; iron ion binding; oxidoreductase activity, acting on paired donors, with incorporation or reduction of molecular oxygen, NAD(P)H as one donor, and incorporation of one atom of oxygen. The coding region runs from base 20 to 1570 and encodes 516 amino acids. The record is from RefSeq and is a predicted model, not a curated record.